AUGGAUGAGGACGACUCCCAACAAUUCUCUUUGCGCUGGCACAACCACCAGACAAGCGUGAUUGGUGCGUUAGGACGGAUGUUGAAUACGGGAGCCCUGAGUGACGUCACUCUUAGCGCAAGCGGAGCCUUGCUAAGAGCUCAUCGUAUAGUACUUGCAGCAUGUAGUCAGUACUUUGCUCAAUUAUUUAAAGAAGUUGAAACUGAGAACAACACGUUAGUGAUAGUGCUGGGGUGUGAGGCGGCGGAACUACGGUUGCUCCUCACAUUCAUGUACACGGGGGAGGUGACCGCGUCCAGACGCUGCCUGCCCGCGCUGCUGCGCCUGGCUCACACGCUGCAAGUGUCCGGACUCACUGAUGCGGAUAGUAACCAUAACCUACCUCAACCACAACCAGAAACAAGCACAGGAACUACAUCUCCAAUAAACUUGGACCCGGUACCAGAGUUUGUACCAACCUUGGAACCAGAGCAAAGAAUAAGUGACAAAAUGGAACCAAAAUAUACCGAAAUGGGUAGAAAUGAAAAGGAUAAAUUAAGCAAACUAGACCAAAUAGUCCAAAAUUUAUACAGUACACAUCGAGUUGGGAAUUUUAUGCCAAAUGUGACGACAUCUCCGUUACCUGCUUUGGGAGAACCACCAGAUUUCGAGCGCAAAUGGCGUACAAACUCUUCAACAUGCACGAUAUGUAACAAACGACUCUCAAACCAGUACAACUUGCGCGUACACAUGGAGACGCACGCCGGGAGGCGACACGCGUGCCGCGCCUGCGCACACGUGUCGCGCUCCCGGGACGCGCUGCGCAAACACGUCGCGUACAGACACGCUGGGAGUGUCCGGGACAGGGAUAGGGAUAGGCAAGAC
This is a messenger RNA of Brenthis ino (lesser marbled fritillary), 864 nucleotides long. The record is from the annotation of a GenBank genome assembly. NCBI's taxonomy places the organism in Eukaryota, Metazoa, Arthropoda, Insecta, Lepidoptera, Nymphalidae.